Dipodomys ordii (Ord's kangaroo rat) is the source of this 1536-nucleotide messenger RNA. RefSeq names its product NOP58 ribonucleoprotein (gene Nop58). The transcript is spliced from 12 exons. Gene Ontology annotation, molecular function: snoRNA binding. Gene Ontology annotation, cellular component: box C/D methylation guide snoRNP complex; small-subunit processome. Bases 179 to 1330 code for a protein of 383 amino acids. Lineage: Eukaryota; Metazoa; Chordata; Mammalia; Rodentia; Heteromyidae. The record is from RefSeq and is a predicted model, not a curated record.
GCGCACUUGCGCUUCCUGUGCAGCCGUGUGUGGAACGCGUGGUACCGCGCAGCGGUUGUCUGCGGGCCGGACAGCGUCGCUGCUCCCCGCGGGGACCUGGCGGCCCGUUUUGCGGCUGGACGGUGGUGUUUUGAAAGGCCUCUUGUCGGGCCGCGCGGGGCCCUAGCCGACCCUCACCAUGUUGGUGCUGUUUGAGACGUCCGUUGGCUACGCCAUCUUUAAGGUUCUGAAUGAGAAGAAACUUCAGGAGGUUGAUAGCUUGUGGAAAGAAUUUGAAACUCCAGAGAAAGCAAAUAAAAUAGUAAAGCUAAAACAUUUUGAGAAAUUUCAGGAUACAGCAGAAGCAUUAGCAGGGCUGGUUCCCCCCACAAUGUGUGAUAGGAGGAACUAUGCUUCUGCCAAACUUUCUGAAUUACUGCCGGAGGAAGUAGAAGCUGAAGUGAAAGCUGCUGCAGAGAUAUCUAUGGGAACGGAGGUUUCUGAAGAAGAUAUUUGCAACAUUCUGCAUCUUUGCACACAGGUGAUUGAAAUCUCUGAAUAUAGAACCCAGCUGUAUGAAUAUUUGCAAAAUCGAAUGAUGGCCAUUGCACCCAAUGUUACAGUCAUGGUUGGAGAAUUAGUUGGAGCACGGCUUAUUGCUCAUGCAGGUUCUCUUUUGAAUUUAGCUAAACAUGCAGCUUCUACAGUUCAGAUUCUUGGAGCAGAAAAGGCACUGUUUAGAGCCCUCAAGUCUAGGCGAGAUACCCCUAAAUAUGGUCUCAUCUAUCAUGCCUCACUAGUAGGCCAGACAAGUCCCAAAAACAAAGGAAAGAUUUCUCGGAUGCUGGCAGCCAAGACCGCUUUGGCUAUUCGUUAUGAUGCUUUUGGUGAAGAUUCCAGUUCUGCUAUGGGAGUUGAGAACAGAGCCAAAUUAGAGGCCAGAUUGAGAAGCUUGGAGGACAGAGGGAUAAGAAAAAUAAGUGGAUCAGGAAAGGCGUUAGCAAGAGCAGAAAAGUAUGAACACAAAAGUGAAGUGAAGACUUAUGAUCCUUCUGGUGAUUCUACGCUUCCAACCUGUUCUAAAAAACGCAAAAUAGAAGAGGUAGAUAAAGAAGAUGAAGUAAUUGAGAAGAAAGCAAAAAAAUCUAAGAUUAAAGUUAAAGCUGAAGAAGAGGAAGAAAAUGUACUCAUAGUAGAGGAGGAAACACCUGUAAAGAAGAAGAAGAAGAAAGAUAAAAAGAAACACAUUAAGGAAGAACCACUCUCCGAGGAGGAACCUUGCACCAGCACAGCAAUUUCUACUCCAGAGAAAAAGAAGAAAAAGAAAAAAAAGAGAGACACUGAGGACUAAUGAAGGGAACCAUAAACUGUCACCUGGACACUUCAUGUUUAUGACUCACUGAGAAUAUACCAGAAGUGCUCUCCAAAUACAGGAGUAGGCUGAAUGAAAGUGAUUAAUCAUCCAUAGAUUUUUCAGACCUUUACAUCUUGACAUCAACUCAGUUAACUUUACCAUGUCAUCAAUUCUUAGAUGUGAAAAUAAAAGUAUUCUUUGUA